Oncorhynchus mykiss (rainbow trout) is the source of this 1888-nucleotide messenger RNA. The record is from RefSeq and is a predicted model, not a curated record. NCBI's taxonomy places the organism in Eukaryota, Metazoa, Chordata, Actinopteri, Salmoniformes, Salmonidae.
CCCUCCUGUAGGUUUUAACUCCAAUCCUGUUCCUGGAGAGAAACCCUCCUGGAGGUUCCUGUAGAACCCUGAAUAUUCUAUAUUUCCUGUCCUGUUGUUCUGGGUACUAAUGUAGGUUGAUGUAUUGUGGACCAAAGGGCCUUUGGAAAGCAUGAUGGAACCAUGGUAGGAAAUACAACACUCCUAUAUGCACACUGACAGGAUGAAUACACAGAUACAACACUCCUAUAUGCACCCUGACAGGAUGAAUACACAGAUACAACACUCCUAUAUGCACCCUGACAGGAUAAAUACACAGAUACAACACUCCUAUAUGCACCCUGACAGGAUGAAUACACAGAUACAACACUCCUAUAUGCACCCUGACAGGAUGAAUACACAGAUACAACACUCCUAUAUGCACCCUGACAGGAUGAAUACACAGAUACAACACUCCUAUAUGCACCCUGACAGGAUAAAUACACAGAUACAACACUCCUAUAUGCACCCUGACAGGAUGAAUACACAGAUACAACACUCCUAUAUGCACCCUGACAGGAUGAAUACACAGAUACAACACUCCUAUAUGCACCCUGACAGGAUGAAUACACAGAUACAACACUCCUAUAUGCACCCUGACAGGAUAAAUACACAGAUACAACACUCCUAUAUGCACCCUGACAGGAUGAAUACACAGAUACAACACUCCUAUAUGCACCCUGACAGGAUAAAUACACAGAUACAACACUCCUAUAUGCACCCUGACAGGAUAAAUACACAGAUACAACACUCCUAUAUGCACCCUGACAGGAUAAAUACACAGAUACAACACUCCUAUAUGCACCCUGACAGGAUAAAUACACAGAUACAACACUCCUAUAUGCACCCUGACAGGAUAAAUACACAGAUACAACACUCCUAUAUGCACCCUGACAGGAUAAAUACACAGAUACACCACUCCUAUAUGCACCCUGACAGGAUAAAUACACAGAUACAACACUCCUAUAUGCACCCUGACAGGAUAAAUACACAGAUACAACACUCCUAUAUGCACCCUGACAGGAUAAAUACACAGAUACACCACUCCUAUAUGCACCCUGACAGGAUAAAUACACAGAUACAACACUCCUAUAUGCACACUGACAGGAUAAAUACACAGAUACAACACUCCUAUAUGCACACUGACAGGAUAAAUACACAGAUACAACACUCCUAUAUGCACACUGACAGGAUAAAUACACAGAUACAACACUCCUAUAUGCACAGUGAGAGGAUAAAUACACAGAUACAACACUCCUAUAUGCACCCUGACAGGAUAAAUACACAGAUACAACACUCCUAUAUGCACAGUGAGAGGAUAAAUACACAGAUACAACACUCCUAUAUGCACAGUGAGAGGAUGAAUAGACUCAGACAACACAUCAAUAUUCACACUGACAGGUUAUAUAUAUUUCUUCCCCCCCCCCCCGUUCUCACGCAAGCAUACACACACACAUACAUACAUACACACAUACACACAUACACCAAUCAGCAUCCUCAUUCAUCCCUGUUACUGGAGAGAUCCCCACUUAUUAUCCUGACAUUGAGAGCUCUCAUGGGGUGGAUCUGUGCAACAGGUGCUCAGGACGUUUUUUGGGGGGUCGACACCACUUCCUCCCAUCCCAGCAAUGCACUCUGGGAUCUGUAGUAGCAUACAUAUACAUAUUAUGAAUGCAUUUAUUUUCCCUCCUUCCAAUGUUCAAAUGUAUUUUUGUAUAAUUUAUUAAGGGACAUUGUCCACCCUAACUGGUGAUUAAUAAAAGCCUUGUAGGCUGGGUGUUUGUAACAUAAUAUGUAGGCUCCUGCUGAGGGGGAUGUUGUUAUAUAGUAUUGCCAUCAUUGUGACUCAACAAUUAAAAUAUUCUUCCUA